Molecule: messenger RNA, 1282 nt
Organism: Ilex paraguariensis (yerba mate)
Lineage: Eukaryota; Viridiplantae; Streptophyta; Magnoliopsida; Aquifoliales; Aquifoliaceae
Source: the annotation of a GenBank genome assembly
CCUCUCUCACGUAGAAACCUUUUUCCUUAUUAGGGUUUCUGCUCAGCCGUAACAGUACUACAAAUAUCCUCCCAUAUCCUCUAUCUGUCUCACAUUUCUCUAACUUUUUCUCUCAAACCAAACAGACCCAAGAAAAAAAAAAGUCUUCUGAUCUACAAUGGCGGUCAAAACAUCUAGGACUGAGAAGAAGGUCAUGUAUGACCAGAAGCUUUGCAAGCUUCUCGAUAUGUACUCCCAGAUCCUGAUCGUCGGGGCUGAUAAUGUGGGAUCGAACCAGCUUCAGAAGAUAAGACAUGGUUUACGUGGUGAAUCUGUGGUGUUGAUGGGUAAGAACACAAUGAUGAAGAGGUCCGUCAAGAUUCAUGCUGAGAAGACCGGCCAUACCGCCUACCUGAGUCUCGUGCCUCUUCUGGUGGGCAACGUGGGAUUGAUAUUUACCAAGGGUGAAUUGAAGGAAGUAAGUGAUGAGGUUUCGAAGUACAAGGUUGGAGCUCCUGCACGUGUUGGCCUUGUUGCACCAAUUGAUGUUGUUGUCCCCCCUGGAAACACUGGACUUGAUCCUUCUCAGACUUCUUUCUUUCAGGUGCUGAACAUUCCAACCAAGAUUAACAAAGGCACAGUGGAGAUCAUCACCCCUGUGGAGCUUAUCAAGAAAGGAGAUAAGGUGGGCUCAUCUGAGGCUGCCCUUCUUUCAAAGCUAGGCAUAAAGCCAUUCUCUUAUGGUCUCGUAGUCCAGUCUGUCUAUGAGAAUGGGUCAGUGUUCAAUCCUGAGGUGCUUGAUCUGACAGAGGAUGAUAUUAUGGAGAAGUUUGCUGCUGGGGUAUCCAUGGUCACAUCUCUUUCACUGGCUCUUGCGUACCCAACACUUGCUGCAGCACCUCACAUGUUCGCCAAUGCCUACAAGAGUGUUCUGGCAAUUGCCGUGACAACUGAGUACUCAUUCCCACAGGCUGAGAAAGUGAAAGAAUACUUAAAGGACCCAAGCAAGUUUGCUGUUGCUGUGGCUCCAGUUGCUGCUGCUGCUGCUACUUCUGCUACUGCUCCAGCAGCCGCUGCCAAGGAGGAGAAGGAAGAACCAGAUGAGGAAUCUGAUGAUGAUUUUGUUUCUGGUUUGUUUGAUUGAGUUCUCGCAAUGUAGUGACCUGCUAGGUGGCAUUAAGAGGAUUGCAAGAGAAUGUUUGAACUAUAUUUUGGUACUAUUUGGCAACCUUUUGUUUUAUGGAUCAGACUGUUAAUAUUAGGAGGCUUUAAUAUCAGUCUGGACAAGGUUUUUGGAAUCCAU